Molecule: messenger RNA, 1323 nt
Organism: Triticum turgidum subsp. durum (durum wheat)
Lineage: Eukaryota; Viridiplantae; Streptophyta; Magnoliopsida; Poales; Poaceae
Source: the annotation of a GenBank genome assembly
AUGGCAAUGGAAGCAGCGGCUGCCGGCGCCGGCGGGCUGGAGGUGGUGGUGUUCCCGUGGCUGGCGUUCGGCCACAUGAUCCCGUUCCUGGAGCUCUCCAAGCGCCUCGCGGCCAGGGGCCACACCGUGUCCUUCGUGUCCACGCCGCGGAAUCUCGCCAGGCCUCCGGUUCGUCCGCCCGCCUCCGGUUCCACGUCUGACCUGUCGCCCGACAAGGUCGGGCUCCUCAAGAAGGCCAUGGACGGCCUCGCCGGCCCACUCGCGGCGUUCCUCGCCGCCGCUCAAGGUGGCAUCCGCCACGUUCCUGACUUCCCAGCCUCCCAGGCCGCCUUGUCGGUCUUCCUGGGGCCGCGGUGGGCAAACGCCGCACACCCGCGCAUGGAGCCGGAGCACUUCGCCGAGACACCCAGGUGGAUUCCCUUCCCGUCCACCACCUUCUUCCUCCGCCACGAGGCCCAGUGGGUCACCGACGCCUUCCGUACCAACGCAUCCGGCGUGUCCGACAUGGACCGCUGGUGGCAGGUCUUGGAGCGCAGCCGCCUCACCAUACACCGGAGCUUUUUUUUAGAACGGAUCAUACACCGGAGCUGCGAGGAAUUGGAGCCCCGGAUGUUCGGCCUCCUAUCCGAUCUCUUCCGGAAGCCCGCCGUCCCCGCCGGGAUCCUUCUACCGGGGGCACCCGGCGACCUUGAAGAAGACCACCGGCAGAGCAGCUCAGGCAGCAUCGUCCGUCCGCAGGUCCUGCGAUGGCUGGACGACCAGCUUCCCAACUCCGUCAUCUUCGUUGCGCUGGGAAGCGAGGCGCCGUUGACGCCAGAGAACGCCCAUGAACUCGCGCUCGGCCUAGAGCUCGCCGGCGUGCACUUCCUCUGGGCGCUACGCAAGCCGGCGGGCACCAGCAACGACGACGAGCUUCUGUUGCCAGCCGGGUUCGAGGAGCGUACGCGGCACCGCGGGGUGGUUUGCACGGGGUGGGUGCCGCAGGUGGAGGCGCUGGCGCACUGCGCCACGGGCACGUUCUUGACGCACUGUGGCUGGGGCUCCACCAUCGAGAGCCUCUCCUCCGGGAUCCCGCUGGUGAUGCUGCCGUUCGUCGUCGACCAGCCCUUGAUCGCGCGGGCGAUGGUAGAGAGAGGGAUCGGCGUGGAGGUGGCGAGGGACGAGAACGACGGUUCGUUUGACCGGGACGGUGUCGCGGUGGCGGUGCGGCGAGUCAUGGUGGAGGAGCACGGGAAGGUGUUGGCGACCAACGCCAAGAAGCUGCAGGGGGUUCUGGUCGACCAGGGACGCCAGGAGCACUACAUCGACGAGGUCGAGGCCUGA